Messenger RNA from Stomoxys calcitrans (stable fly), 659 nucleotides. RefSeq lists its product as uncharacterized. The transcript is spliced from 2 exons. NCBI's taxonomy places the organism in Eukaryota, Metazoa, Arthropoda, Insecta, Diptera, Muscidae. The record is from RefSeq and is a predicted model, not a curated record. The coding region runs from base 83 to 514 and encodes 143 amino acids.
GACAUAAUUCGUUGCACGCGCAUUUUUAGUAGCUGUUGAAAAUGUUAUUUUAUUAUUUAUGUUAGGCCCGUAGAAAGUAACUAUGCAAAAUUUCGAUAUGAAUAUGGAUUUUUUAUUUGCUCUUCUUCCGUCGUCGAAUUUUGAAAUGACCAAUGAACAAUUAGCUUUGUGGCAGCACAAUGCAAUUUUCGAAUGUGAAUGUGAUAAUUUUAUAAACAGACGCAUCGAAGCUGACCGUCAGGAACGCAGUGCCAGGGGUUUUCAGAAUAGCUAUGAUGAGGCCAUAACAGCUGCCAUUCAACAACAUGGGCUAAGCCGACGCAGAAGAAGAAAUGACAAUGAUGGGGAUGGUGAAGGCAACGAAAGUAUUGAAGAAUCCAAUAAUGCAAUAAUGGUUCCACCACCCACAAGAAGAUCCAGAUCAAGGAUGAGGCCCUUGUAUUUCGAAGUCUAUGAAGAUGCUGUAGCAGAGGCCAUACGUGAAAGAGGUCUAGUCUUAAGGGGUAUUCCAUGAGUGAAGCAGGCGUUAAUUCUAUUCUUUUCACAUCUUAGAUUUUAAUGUGCAAUAAUUUCUAAAAUUAUUUAACACGUUUUGCUUCUUUUAAGAUAUUAAAACCUGUUAUAGAUGAUACAUACGUGUGUGUCAUACCGAUCUGGAA